ACAUGCAGCCUGCCAGUGCUGCAGUGAGCACGCACACACAGGCGCACAGACGGAGCCCAGAGCCCCUGAAGCCGCCUCCUGGGACCCUCGCCCUGCCCCUCCAUGGGCAGGGGUCCCUGGCCACCUCCGACCACUGCUGUGGGGGGGCCCGCAGAGGCCAGGGGCUGGCAGACCAUGUAACCAGGGCUGCCACCGGGAGCGCGGAGGGGAAGGGAGCCCCCAGCCUUGCUGGGCCGGCCCAGGCCCCUCCGCGGCUCCCCCUUCCACUGCCCACCUGCCCAGCACCCCACCCCCACCCCAGACUGUGGCUGCCAACCCCAGGACUCCCCAAGCUCUGCCCCUGUGCGCGGCAGCCCUGAGCGGGGCUAGACUCCAAGAUGCCCUUGGUGGAUUUCUUCUGCGAGACCUGCUCCAAGCCAUGGCUGGUGGGCUGGUGGGACCAGUUCAAGAGGAUGCUCAACCGGGAGCUCACACACCUGUCAGAGAUGAGCAGGUCAGGAAACCAGGUCUCUGAGUACAUCUCCUCCACGUUCCUGGACAAGCAGAAUGAAGUGGAGAUCCCAUCGCCCAUGAUGAGGGAUGGAGAACGGGCACCUCGGCCGAGACCCUCCCAGCAGCCCCCACCCCCGGAGCCACAGUUCCAGCCUAUGUCUCAGAUCACGGGGGUGAAGAAGAUGACGCACAGCAGCAGCCUGACUGACGCCAGCAUACCCCGCUUCGGGGUGAAGACAGACCAAGAGGAGCUCCUGGCCCAAGAGCUGGAGGACCUGAACAAGUGGGGCCUGAACAUCUUCCACGUGUCAGAUUAUGCCAGGGGCCGCUCCCUCAGCUGCAUCAUGUACACCAUAUUCCAGGAACGGGACCUCCUGAAGAAGUUCCACAUCCCGGUGGACACGAUGGUGACAUACAUGCUGACCCUGGAGGACCACUACCACCAGGAUGUGGCCUACCACAACAGCCUGCACGCGGCCGAUGUGCUCCAGUCCACCCACGUGCUGCUGGCCACGCCUGCGCUGGACGCUGUAUUCACAGACCUAGAGAUCCUCGCAGCCCUCUUCGCGGCUGCCAUACACGACGUGGACCACCCCGGGGUCUCCAACCAGUUCCUCAUCAACACCAAUUCGGAGCUGGCGCUCAUGUACAAUGACGAGUCGGUGCUGGAGAACCACCACCUGGCCGUGGGUUUCAAGCUGCUGCAGCAGGACAACUGUGACAUCUUCCAGAACCUCAGCAAACGCCAGCGGCAGAGCCUGCGCAAGAUGGUCAUCGACAUGGUGCUGGCCACCGACAUGUCCAAGCACAUGACCCUCCUGGCUGACCUGAAGACCAUGGUAGAAACCAAGAAAGUGACCAGCUCAGGGGUCCUUCUGCUGGACAACUAUUCCGACCGCAUCCAGGUCCUGAGGAACAUGGUGCACUGUGCAGACCUCAGCAACCCCACCAAGCCGCUGGACCUGUACCGCCAGUGGACGGACCGCAUCAUGGCCGAGUUCUUCCAGCAGGGCGACCGCGAGCGGGAGCGCGGCAUGGAGAUCAGCCCCAUGUGCGACAAGCACACGGCCUCGGUGGAGAAGUCUCAGGUGGGGUUCAUCGACUAUAUUGUGCACCCGCUGUGGGAGACAUGGGCCGACUUGGUCCACCCGGACGCCCAGGAGAUCCUAGACACCCUGGAAGACAACCGGGACUGGUACUACAGCGCCAUGCGGCAGAGCCCGUCGCCGCCGCCCGAGGAGGAGCCGGGGGGGCCGGACCACCCAACCCCCCCGGAUAAGUUCCAGUUCGAGCUGACGCUGGACGAAGAGGAGGAGGAGGAGGUGCCCUCUGCUCUGGGUGCAGUUGAGGUGCAGGAAUUAUUCAUGCCUCAGGAUGCAUCCCCAGGGGAGGAACCGUUGGAUGUCGAUGGCCAAGACGCAUCCACCGAGGUGGACACAGAGGAAAUGUCCUUGGCACAGCCAGCAGAUGGUGUGCCUGUGGGCCAGGACGAGUCCGCAGCCCCAGACGCGUCAGUGGAUGCCAUGGGCUGCAGCGGCCCCCACGCCCUGUCUCCGGAGAGGCCAGGCCUGCCUGCCUUGAGGACCCCACCCACUCCAGAGGCUGCCCCGGGCCUCCGGGGCCUCCCCUCCACGGCAGCCGAGGCGGGGGCCCAGAAAGAGCAUCAGGCUGCCAAGAGGGCGUGCUGUGCCUGCACUGGGACAUUGGGCGAGGACCCACACACACUCCCAGCCCCUGGUGGGUGGGGGUCUGCUGGAGGCCCUACCUGAGCCUCAGCCUCUAUACCCUCAUACCCUUCCUGCCUCCUUUCACCUCCAUCGUCCCCCGACUGCCUCCUUCACUGCCUCAAAGACUCUUCGGCCUCCUGAGAAAAAAGAAAACAGAAAAGUGGGGUUUUUUUCUCUUUUCUUUUUUUCCCCUUUCCCCCCUCACCCCCAACCCAACCCAUGGGGCACAUUUCGGAGGUGGGGCCUGGGGAAGGAGGGGCUGAGGUUCUGGAAGGGGUUUUAUUUUUGGAAUUUUCAUUGUUACAUUUUUAGAAAAAAAAAACAGGGAAAAAAAAACAAACAACAGGAUGAAACACAGCAACUGUAGAUGCUCCUGUUCCCAGCUACCCCCUGGUCCAUCUCCAACCCCACCCCGCACCCCUCCCAGGCCCCAGGCUCAGUCUUCCAGCCUCUGUGGGCUCUCCACCUGAGCCCAAGCAGGCAUAAGGUCUCCUUCCAGGCUCUUCCUAAAUUUGGAGGGUUUCUAGAAUCCAGCCAGGGAAUAGCCAUUCUGGGCGGGGGCCCAGUGGGGCGGGUCACUCUGAGAGGCCCCAGCUCCAGCCCCUCACAGGCUCACUGCCUCCCCGCCAAGUCUUCCACCUCAUUUUGCACAAACCUGGCAAUAUUGACUCGGGGACAGGCUUGGGGAUGCUGUACAACCUAGGAUGCUGGGAGGGGAAGGUGUGAGGGGGACAUUUGCACCACCAGCCUGGGGUCUGCGCUCUGAGGAGGGCCUGAUCCACUUGCCACCCCCGUCCCCUUCCACUUUGGGUUCUGUUUGACUUUUCUCCAUUUUGGGGGACAGCUCCAAGCUGCACCCCCUUCUUCCAGCUGCUUCUCCUCUUGUUUCUGCCUUAAUGAUUCUCAUGGCCAUAGGAGAGGGUUGCAGUGGCUCCCACCUGCACCUUGGGUGGGGCGGGGCCAGACCCAGAGCCCCAUCCUAGGCAUCCCCCCCAGCAUCCUCCUGCCCCCCUCCCUGACCCUUUGCCCUAGGAGGAAGCAAUAAUGGUGUACACCCACAUUCCCUUUCUGGGCCUCCUUCCCUACCCUGGCACCAAAGUCAUUUCUCCUUUGUUCCGCCUUGCCAAGCCGCGCCCUCGCCCUUAACUAUUCCCCAAGCAAUAUGACAGACAGAUGCAAGGCCAUUUCUCUCCAAGCCAUGGGGGACUGUUUGGAAGGAAGGACCCCCUCUUCCCUCGCCCCCGCUCCCCGUGGCCUGGUUCUGUAGAUGGGUGGGGUGGGGCCUCUCUCAUUGCCUCCACCCCUUCAAUUCUGAGCACAUGGUACUGUAGCCCAACCCCCCCCCCCGACCCCCGCAGCCUUCCAUCCGUCUGUCUAUCCCACUGGGGAGUACCACCCUCUCCCACCCUCAUGAUACUGUACAGGGUUCAUUUUUGUAGCAAAAGUAGUUUCUGUCCUAGCCGGCAACCGGAGUGGGCCUUUUUUUGUUUGUUUUCUUGUUUUCCUUUCUUUCUUUUUCUUUGUACAUACUGUAAGGUUGGUUUGUAAAUUUAUUCUACAGAGGCAAAAAGGGAAAAUAAACGUGCCCUUCCCCGGCUGACCCAGUCAGGGAAGGAAGGGUGGGGAUCUCCCAAGAGGGAGAAUCCCUAUUCCUGUUGUAUUAUAUCAGCUGUACCAUAGACCCCAAAAGGGUGGGCUCGGCGCUGUUUGAUGGGGAGUCGGUUCAUCCAGGGGGUAAGGGCUGGGCAGAGCCUGUCCCUCCCCCUGCCCAGGGCUGGGCUCGACUGGCAACAGUUGAGAUGGACCAUCCCACCCCCAAUCAGGGCUCCUCUCUCCAUGGGGGGUGCACAAGUCCCCCGGGAGGUACUCCAGUUUAUCCACUUUGAUGGUCUAUCAAUCAGUCCAUUGAUCGAUAAUCUUUCGAUCCUGUCUCCAAUUAAACCGAGGCUUUCACUGAU
Myotis davidii is the source of this 4177-nucleotide messenger RNA. Its product is annotated as cAMP-specific 3',5'-cyclic phosphodiesterase 4A. The transcript has 10 exons. Gene Ontology annotation, biological process: signal transduction. Gene Ontology annotation, molecular function: 3',5'-cyclic-AMP phosphodiesterase activity. Bases 378 to 2261 code for a protein of 627 amino acids. Gene Ontology annotation, cellular component: perinuclear region of cytoplasm; cytosol; nucleus. NCBI's taxonomy places the organism in Eukaryota, Metazoa, Chordata, Mammalia, Chiroptera, Vespertilionidae. The record is from RefSeq and is a predicted model, not a curated record.